Messenger RNA from Necator americanus (New World hookworm), 1092 nucleotides. RefSeq lists its product as uncharacterized. NCBI's taxonomy places the organism in Eukaryota, Metazoa, Nematoda, Chromadorea, Rhabditida, Ancylostomatidae. The coding region runs from base 1 to 1092 and encodes 363 amino acids. The transcript has 2 exons. The record is from RefSeq and is a predicted model, not a curated record.
AUGUGGUCUAGCCGCGAUCAUUUAGCCACCUUCUCUUCGGGAACAAGCUCUUUGUCGACAGGCGGAUUGACCGAGCGACUGACAGACCGACUUGCGAAUAAACUCGUCAGCGGAUCUUAUUCACGCUUCUGCAGGGACGACAGGUCAAUACUAUCAUUAUUAUUAUUAUUAUUAUUAUUAUUAUUAUUAUUAUUAUUAUUAUUAUUAUUAUUAUUAUUAUUAUUAUUAUUAUUAUUAUUAUUAUUAUUAUUAUUAUUAUUAUUAUUAUUAUUAUUAUUAUUAUUAUUAUUAUUAUUAUUAUUAUUAUUAUUAUUAUUAUUAUUAUUAUUAUUAUUAUUAUUAUUAUUAUUAUUAUUAUUAUUAUUAUUAUUAUUAUUAUUAUUAUUAUUAUUAUUAUUAUUAUUAUUAUUAUUAUUAUUAUUAUUAUUAUUAUUAUUAUUAUUAUUAUUAUUAUUAUUAUUAUUAUUAUUAUUAUUAUUAUUAUUAUUAUUAUUAUUAUUAUUAUUAUUAUUAUUAUUAUUAUUAUUAUUAUUAUUAUUAUUAUUAUUAUUAUUAUUAUUAUUAUUAUUAUUAUUAUUAUUAUUUAUUAUUAUUAUUAUUAUUAUUAUUAUUAUUAUUAUUAUUAUUAUUAUUAUUAUUAUUAUUAUUAUUAUUAUUAUUAUUAUUAUUAUUAUUAUUAUUAUUAUUAUUAUUAUUAUUAUUAUUAUUAUUAUUAUUAUUAUUAUUAUUAUUAUUAUUAUUAUUAUUAUUAUUAUUAUUAUUAUUAUUAUUAUUAUUAUUAUUAUUAUUAUUAUUAUUAUUAUUAUUAUUAUUAUUAUUAUUAUUAUUAUUAUUAUUAUUAUUAUUAUUAUUAUUAUUAUUAUUAUUAUUAUUAUUAUUAUUAUUAUUAUUAUUAUUAUUAUUAUUAUUAUUAUUAUUAUUAUUAUUAUUAUUAUUAUUAUUAUUAUUAUUAUUAUUAUUAUUAUUAUUAUUAUUAUUAUUAUUAUUAUUAUUAUUAUUAUUAUUAUUAUUAUUAUUAUUAUUAUUAUUAUUAUUAUUAUUAUUUUAUUAUUAUUAUUAUUAUUAUUAUUAUUAUUAUUAUUAUUAUUAUAA